Impatiens glandulifera is the source of this 1826-nucleotide messenger RNA. RefSeq lists its product as uncharacterized. Lineage: Eukaryota; Viridiplantae; Streptophyta; Magnoliopsida; Ericales; Balsaminaceae. The transcript is spliced from 16 exons. Bases 474 to 1733 code for a protein of 419 amino acids. The record is from RefSeq and is a predicted model, not a curated record.
AAUGGAGUUUCAAUUUGAUUUUCUUCUUCUUUUUCGCCCAAAUCCCAUACUUUUCGGUUUCACAUGAACACGAUAGAAUUAAACUCGGAGAAACAAAACAAAACAAAACAAACUGCAGCUUAAAACCAUCUUUUUUUCAAAACUGUAGACAAUAUAGAUAGAUGAACACUACUCCUCUUUCAUCAAGUUUUUUAUUCUUCUUUCUUUCUUUCUCCAUAUCACUCGAAGUUGCAACCCUUUGAAUAAAUUCGAAUUCUUUCUUCUCUUGUGGGGUCCCGACCCUUUUCAUUCCCUCAUCCGUACUCAAAAGCCCUUGCUUUCUACCAUACCAGAAGCCAAUCUAAUUCUUCCUUCCUUUAUUCCUUUCCAUUCCUCAGCAACUUUCUCCAGAUUCGACUAAAAAGCACAAACUUUUCCGCUCCUUUGAGACCAAAGUUUUGUGGGUGUUAAGCAAUUUGUAUACUCGUUGUAACAUGAAGGCUGCUAAUCCUGGGUUCCUAGUCUCAGAUUCAAAGAGUAAAUAUUGUAUUUGCUCUCUCUUUGUUACUGCUGCAUUGGUUUGCAGUGCUUAUUUCAUUGGAAGUGCAUAUCUUUCAAAUAAUUUCAACCAAAUUUUACCAUUAUGGAAUAUGAAUGAGACAAGGCAGAGUAAACAGAAUGUAGAAUCCAAUAAGGGGAUAUCAACGAAGGAAAUAAUCAAUGCAAGCCUGGAUCCUCAAUAUCAGAAAUGCAAGAGUGAUUGUAGGCCUCAUGGGAGUAAUAUAUUGCCAAAGGGAAUUGUUUCCGGAACUUCUAAUUUGGAUAUGCUUCCUUUAUGGGGUCCGGUGUCGGAAAAUAUUGUUUCUAAGACGUCCAUAGGUCUGUUGGCCAUGGCAGUUGGAAUAAAGCAGAAGGAAAUCGUAAAAAUAAUCGUUGAAAAGUUUCUUGCAGAUGAUUUUGUAGUGAUGCUCUUUCACUAUGAUGAUGUAGUGGAUGAGUGGCGUGAUUUGGGAUGGAAUAAUCGUGUCAUUCAUGUCUCGGCAACGAAUCAAACGAAAUGGUGGUUUGCUAAACGGUUCUUACAUCCUGACUUGGUUGUGGAAUACGAUUACAUAUUUCUUUGGGAUGAGGAUCUUGGUGUCGAUAAUUUUAAUCCGAAACAAUAUCUUUUGAUUGUUAAAGAUGAAGGACUCGAAAUAUCACAGCCAGCGUUGGAUCCUACUAAGUCCGACGUGCAUCAUCCAAUUACUGCCCGUGUAAAGAAUUCAAGAGUGCACAGGUACUAUAAGUUCAAAGGAGGCGGAAGAUGUUAUGGAAACAGCACAAAUCCUCCUUGCGUAGGUUGGGUAGAAAUGAUGGCCCCUGUAUUCUCCAGAGCAGCUUGGCAAUGUGCUUGGUAUAUGAUCCAGAAUGACUUGAUCCAUGCUUGGGGCCUAGAUAUGCAGCUCGGUUACUGUGCACAGGGUGAGAGGACGAAAAACGUGGGAGUAGUAGAUUCAGAGUAUAUAGUACAUAUAGGUCUUCCUACACUAGGUGGAGCACAUCUCAACAAGGGAUCAGAGAUUUUACCCGUGGCUGAUAACCGAAGUGAAGGAUCAGAGAUUUUACCGGUGCUUGACAACAGAAGUGAAGUUCGAAGACAAUCCUUUGUUGAAAUGCAGAUUUUCAGGAAGAGAUGGGCGAAAGCGGUUGAGGACGAGGAUGAAUGCUGGGACGACCCAUAUGAACAGCAGACAGAUCAGAAAAAUGGUUAACAGAAUGCACACAGUACAUAAUAUUAUUAGUCGUAGUAGCCAAAAUUCCGAAAAUAUCGUUAUGGGUUAAGAUUUGGCAAUUUUAUUUUAAAU